Molecule: messenger RNA, 1503 nt
Organism: Psilocybe cubensis
Lineage: Eukaryota; Fungi; Basidiomycota; Agaricomycetes; Agaricales; Agrocybaceae
Exons: 1
Coding region: 1-1503 (500 amino acids)
Molecular function (GO): protein binding
Source: RefSeq, a predicted model, not a curated record
AUGUCUGUAAUGCCCCCCAACUAUAUCCUUCCGCCGGAGAUUCUGAACGAAAUAUUCCUUCUGGCUCUUCCGCACGCAAAAAGGGGAAAUUAUGACGCGUUACCGACAGAAGAUCACACUGCCGUUGCGGUCUCGCAAACCUGCAAAUUCUGGAGGCAAGUCGCACUCGAAAGCAGCGCCCUUUGGACGGAGAUAUACAUACAACUUCUCGUUAUCCAAAUGCCUCAAGGUGGCCAGGAUCGCGUGGUCACGUUUCCUCGACUGGAUGUGGUCGAUUUGUGGUUAGAACGGUCGAAGCAACGGCCAUUGACGAUCGUCGUAGAUGGUGCCUCUAGCGAUUGGCAACUGCCUGAACUCCUUUCUCGGCUACUGCGAGAAAUACAUAGAUGGAGGAACGUCGAUUUCCAGAUUGGAAACUUGGACAAGUGCGUUCUUGGAGCUCUCCAGGACCCCAUCUGCGCGCCCAAGCUGGAGGCAUUUUCCCUACGAACCAAUAUCAGCUUUGAAGGUUCAGACUUAGUAUCAGCUUUGCCGUUGGAAAUAUGGAACGAAUCCCCUCUGCUGCGACAGUUUACCCUCGUAGCCGGUGUUGUAAACAGCGACUCAGAAACUUAUUUCCUCAACUGGGCUAAAGCGGUGGUUUCGGGUAUACCGUGCAGUCGAUUAACCCAUUUGUGUAUUGGAGGACCUAUAGGCGGAAAGGAAAGGUUAAGCAUUUCCGAGGCGAUCUCCAUCUUGUCUAUGGCCAGCAACCUCAUCUCCUGCAUCCUCACAUCCGUCGCUAAUCACGACAACCCUGUCCGACCAAUUGUAAGGAAAGAAAAACUCAUACGUCUGGAGAACCUCGAGAAUCUGUCUAUCACAGCGAACCACCGCUUGGGCUUGCACUCGACGAAUGCAGCAAUCCUCGGACCGCUGCAAGUGUCACUUAUCCUGUGUUUUGUCUCGAUGCCGAACUUAAAAUCUUUGGUACUGGUGGACAAGCAGUUUUGGCUCGAUCCAAGCCUUGGACCGCUUGUCCGACGUUUUGGCUGCAAGCUCCAGGAAUUGGUCCUUCAUGUUCUCUGCGAAUCGCAUGAUGUCAUCGAAUUCCUGGUUGCGUCCCCUGAAUUAACUCAGUUGUGCGUAUGGAAUGCCGAAGACGUCUUUCUUUCCGAGCUUGUUAGGUUUGCCAAAGAGGAAUACCAGCUCGACCUCAGAAGGGAUCUAUGCAACAAACUAGAGAAGCUCGCCCUGGGAAAAGGCAUAUACAAUGCAGAGGUGCUUGCAAGUAUAGUGUUUGGCGAUACAAGAGUAUCUAGCAAGGAGCGAAAAGGUUGGCCUUUGCAAAGUUUGAUAAUACUAGACGAGCAUGCGGAGGAUUCUUCGGAGGGAGAGGAAGUGGUCUCGCAUAACUUAGACUUGGACUGGCUUGAUGGUCUCCAGCCAAAAAUCGAAGUCGACAUUAUACCUCUCAGCGACUACAUCGUGGAAUGGGUCAAUGAAUAUACGGGGAGAAGAUAG